AUGGCUGGAGGACAUUCACAUAGAUCCACCGUUAAGAAUGGUCACAAACCAUUCAAGUCAAAGCAUGCCUCAAAAGGUGCUUUGAAGAAUAAAUUCAAAGGGAAAGUUGAAAAAGAUGUUAAAACUUCAAAACCAGUUAAAGGUGCAAGUAAAUUACAAAGAAAGAACUUAGCCAAACAAUUGAAAGAACAUAAAAUUGCACAAACUGCUCAAAGUAGAAAGCUUUUUGAUGGUAUUCAUGGUGCUGAAAAAGUUGUUACUGUUAUUCCUCUUACUGAAGAUGUUGCAGCAGAAGAUAUUGUUAACAGAUUAAUAGAUGGUGCUAAAAUUGAAGGCCAAGAUGCUUCAAUGAUCCAAGGUACUUCAGUGACUUCAGUUAGAAUCAAUAAAUUUAAAGCAAACUUAAAAUUCAUUAUUCCAGAUUUCAAUAACUUUGUCUCAAUUUUAGAUGCUGCAAAAGUUGCAGAUUUUGUAGUGUUUGGUUUAUCUGGUACUUCAGAAGUUGAUCCAGAUUAUGGUGAACAAAUUAUCAGAGCUUUGGAAUUACAAGGUAUUGCACAUGUUAUGGGUGUUGUUACAAACUUAUCAGUCACUCAACCAAAAGAAAAAUUCCAAUUGGAUUUAAAACAAUCAUUACAAAGUUAUUUCAAACAUUUCUUCCCAGCAGAUGAAAAGAUUUAUAAUUUAGAAAAUGCAUCAGAUUCAUUGAUUGCAAUUAGAACAUUAUGUCAAAAAUUCCCUAAAUCAAUCACAUGGAGAGACUCAAGAGGUUGGAUCAUUGCUGAUAAUGUUAACUGGGAAUCUGCUAAUACUGAAAACCCACAAGAUGGUUAUUUAACCGUUGAAGGUACAGCAAGAGGAACUGGUUUCAAUGCAAAUAGAUUAAUUCAUAUUCCAGGACAAGGUGAUUUCCAAUUAGAACGUAUUGAAAGAUUACAAAGAGGUGGUGACUUAGAUACAUAUGAAGCUACUGCAGACCAAGAGACCUUAGACGAACUAGCACCAAAUGAAGUCUCCAUGGAUGACUGGGAACAAGAAGCUUAUGAAUAUGAUGAUGAAGCUGUAAGAUAUGAAAAUGGUUAUUUACCAGCUGAAAAGGUUAAGAUGCCAAAAUUAAAUUUGCCUGAAGGUACUUCUGAUUACCAAGCCAAAUGGUUUUUGGAAGAUGAUAUAGUUAGUGAUGAUGAUAUAGAAAGUGAAGAAAGUGAACCAGAGUUAGUUGAAGAUGAUGAAGAAAUGGAUGUUGAAGAAAUCCAAACUGAACCAGAAGAUGCACAAAGUGAAAUGUUUGUCGAAUUAUCACCAGAAGAAGAAGAACGUCAAUUAAGAGAACAUCGUGAAAAGGAAGAAGAAGAUCGUGAAUUUCCUGAUGAAUUAGAAUUAAAUCCAACUGAAUCAGGUAAAGAAAGGUUAAAAAGAUAUAGAGGUUUGAAGAAUUUACAUAACUCAACUUGGGAUUGUGAUGAAUACGAUCCAAAAGCACCAUCUGAAUGGAAGAGAUUAUUACGUAUUUCAAAUUUCAAAGCAACUAAAAACAAAAUUUUAAAAGACUCAAUUAAAGAAGCACAAGUUACUGCUGGUUCAAAAGUCAAAUUAUAUAUUAGAGCACCACAAUUCAUCACAUCAAACAUGUCACAUUUCAAAGAAGUACCGUUUAUACUAUACGGUCUACUAGAGCAUGAACAUAAAUUAGCAGUUGUUAACUUUUCUAUUCAACCAUGGGAAGAUUAUGAAAAACCAAUUCCUUCAAAAGAUACCAUCAUUGUUCAAUAUGGUCCAAGACGUCAAGUUAUCCAACCACUAUAUUCAGCUGCAUCAAACAGUCCAAACAACGUUCAUAAAUAUGAAAGAUUCUUACACCAAGAUUCCGUUGGUAUAGCGACUGCUAUAGCACCAGUUAAUUUCACCAAUGCCCCAGCUAUUUUUUUCAAACAAAUAUCAGAAUCACCAAAGAAGAUUGAAUUGGUUGGUAAAGGUUCAUUCUUGAAUGCUGAACAUCAAAGAGUCUUAGCCAAGAGAGCUAUCUUAACUGGUCAUCCAUUGAAGAUUCAUAAAAACGUUGUUACUAUCCGUUAUAUGUUCUUCAAUGCAGAAGAUAUCAAUUUCUUCAAAGCUGUUCCAUUAUUUACUAAAUCAGGUAGAUCUGGUUUCAUUAAAGAUAGUUUAGGUACCCAUGGUUAUUUCAAAGCUAAUUUCGAUGGUAAAUUAACUUCUCAAGAUACUGUUGCCAUGUCUCUUUUCAAGCGUGUUUGGCCAAAACAAUCUAUCAUGUGGACUCAAUAA
Hansenula ciferrii is the source of this 2283-nucleotide messenger RNA. It is a transcript of the gene TSR1, whose product is annotated as small subunit rRNA maturation protein TSR1. Gene Ontology annotation, cellular component: nucleus; preribosome, small subunit precursor. Gene Ontology annotation, molecular function: GTPase activity; GTP binding; U3 snoRNA binding. The transcript has a single exon. Lineage: Eukaryota; Fungi; Ascomycota; Saccharomycetes; Phaffomycetales; Wickerhamomycetaceae. The coding region runs from base 1 to 2283 and encodes 760 amino acids. The record is from RefSeq and is a predicted model, not a curated record. Gene Ontology annotation, biological process: endonucleolytic cleavage of tricistronic rRNA transcript (SSU-rRNA, 5.8S rRNA, LSU-rRNA); maturation of SSU-rRNA from tricistronic rRNA transcript (SSU-rRNA, 5.8S rRNA, LSU-rRNA); ribosome biogenesis.